Messenger RNA from Aspergillus oryzae RIB40, 1590 nucleotides. Its product is annotated as putative MFS sugar transporter. Bases 1 to 1590 code for a protein of 529 amino acids. Gene Ontology annotation, cellular component: membrane. Gene Ontology annotation, biological process: carbohydrate transport; transmembrane transport. NCBI's taxonomy places the organism in Eukaryota, Fungi, Ascomycota, Eurotiomycetes, Eurotiales, Aspergillaceae. The record is from RefSeq and is a predicted model, not a curated record. The transcript is spliced from 7 exons. Gene Ontology annotation, molecular function: carbohydrate:proton symporter activity.
AUGAUUGCAGUAGGAAAGCAACGAGAAGAGGACGUGUCAGACCCUGUCCUGGCCAACUUGCUGGCUGAGGACCGGACCCCAUGGUACAAGAAGCCCAACCUGAGACGAUUGUACUUGAUCCUCUUCCCUGCAUGCAUGGGCAUUGAGAUCACCUCGGGGUUUGACUCACAGAUCAUCAACACAGUGCAGAUCGUGUAUACCUGGAAUAAAUAUUUCGGGAGACUAACGGGUGAUACCGUGGAUGGUAUGCCCGAGUACGAGGUCGAACCGAAUCUCAAAGGCUUUCUAGGAGCGGCAUAUUCCCUUGGAGCUAUCCUUUCUCUGCCAUUUGUCCCCUGGGUUAAUCAACGUUUUGGAAGGAGAUGGACGGUUAUGUUCGGGUCUUGCAUCAGCUUGGUGGGUGCGCUACUACAAGGGUUCUCAAACGGAGUCGGAAUGUAUAUAGUAGCUCGCAUGUUACUUGGAUUUGGGAUUCCAUAUUGCAUCGUGGCUGGUUCUUGCCUCAUCGGUGAGCUCGGUUAUCCCAAGGAACGACCAAUCCUCACGUCCUUGUUUAACUCAUCCUAUUUCAUUGGUCAAAUCGUGGCUGCUGCCGUCGGCCUGGGCACGGUGACUAUCGCAAGCAACUGGGCGUGGAGAAUCCCUUCACUGUUGCAGCUGGCUCCUGCUAUGGUCCAGGUGGUCUUUGUUUUCUUUCUGCCAGAGAGCCCUCGAUAUUUGAUCAGCAAAGACCGACACGAAGAAGCCUUCGGCAUUCUGGCCAAAUACCAUGCCGAGGGAGACCGUAACUCCGUUAUCGUGCGCGCGGAGAUUGCCCAGAUUGAACGGACCAUCAAGCUCGAGCUCGAAGAGGCGAAACAAAGCUGGUGGGACAUGUUCCGCACCGCGGGGAUGCGGCGUCGGCUGCUCAUCUCCGCGUUUUUGGGAUUGUUUACCCAAUGGUCCGGAAAUACCUUGAUUUCGUACUAUCUCAGCGACUUGCUGGAUAUGGUCGGCAUCACCGACAGUGUGACCAAGUCCAAGAUCAACAUCGGUAUUGCUUGCUGGGGGUUGGUCUCUGGAACCGCCUUAGCUCUUACGGCGCCUCUGUUCAAGCGGCGAACGAUGUAUUUAACCUGUGCGACAUCGUUGCUUUGCGUGUACAUUGGCUGGACUAUUUCCAUGGAGCGGUUCAUGACAACAGAGGUCAGGGCGGCCGCAAUCCUGACUAUCUUCUUCAUCUUUGCCUAUUCCCCGGCAUACAACCUAGGCUACAAUGCUUUGACUUACACUUACCUGAUUGAAAUCUUCCCUUACUUCGGUCGCUCUCGUGGCCUCUCCUGGUUCCAGUUUUAUGGCCGCGGGUCGGCAUUCUUCGCUACAUAUGUCAAUCCCGUCGGGUUGGAUAGAAUCAGCUGGCGAUGGCUCCUGGUUUACUGCUGUUGGCUAGCCUUCGAGUUGGUAUUUAUCUACUUCCUUUUCCCGGAAACGUCUGGAAGGACAUUGGAGGAGCUGUCGUUUAUGUUCGAGGGCAAAGAAAAAGCCAAUGAAGUGGCUGCUGCAGUGCACAAGCAGAUCGAAGUGGAUGGGAAGACGGAAGGCCAGGCUUAG